GCCGCUGCCGCCGAUUGGUGUUGCUUCUUACCUGAGUCGUGUCGCCUCGCUUCGUCGUCGUCUUUGUCGUGUUGCCUCCGUGUUUCGAGCUCCGACGCAAGGAUAACACCCACUCCCACACCUUUGGCUUGUGGUGAGCUGGAAAGUGAAGUGCGUUACUGUCGCGUUACUCUCAUACUCCCCUUGCUGCCACUUGUUGCGGCUGCAUAUCAAAACCCGACGCGAGGAUAACACCCAGAACAUAUAGUUCCAUCUCCUUUGGCAUGUGGAGUACUUGAGUGCCAAGUUGGAGUUGCUACUUACCCAAAUCUCAGCGUGGUGUUGCUGCUGUGCCAACGUGUUGCUGCUGUGUCCUUACGACGCGAGUUUACUGUUGUAUUAUAAAGUGGCAUGUAUUAAAGUGAGUGUCACGUGAUUCUGGUGAUUCCCCUUUGGCUAGUACACAAGCCCCCCUUUUGAAAAACAUGGACGCGGACCAGGAGUCGAACAACCAUCGCGGUUCGGUCUCGUCCAGUCGUUCCCUGGAGAUACCCGCCACGCCCUCGCGCUCGCCCAAAAAAGUGUCCUUCUCGGAUGAGCUGCCCCAGUCGCAAACUCCUGCCCAGCAGCCCAUCCAGCAGUCAGCGCCCACGGUUGUGAGUCACGUGCUCCAGCAGGCCGCCCAAUAUCUGGAGCGAUUGCAUGGCGCACGCGAUUCCACCGAGGAAAAGGCGGAGGAGGAAGUGCAGCCAGAUGGCCAGAGAGCUGAUACCCGAGAUACCAGCGAAGCGGCCGUUCUCGAUUUGAAUGCAGUGGAUGCCAGUGCUGAUGAGCCGGCGGCAAAUGCUGGCCCAAUUGUGGCCAGCUCGCCAAGUAUUCUAGUUGCCAGCGUUGGCAAGCAGGAAGCGAUUGCCAGUGCAAAUGGAAAUGGAAAUGGGAAUCCGAAUCAGCGGCAAUCAAAUUUGUACAUGGAACGAUACAACCUCAAUUUAGAUAAGAACUGCAGCUCCAUGGAGCUGGAGGCGCGCCGGGAGAAGCAGCGCUGGCUCCUCAUAUCCGAGUGCAGUGCACUUUUCGACGAGGGCGAGGGCAAACACACCAGGGAGGCCUUUCGCAAGCUCUUCCUGGACGAGGAAUUCCAGCAGAAGCUCUUCCAGCUGUUUGAUCUCGAGCGGAAUGGCUAUCUCCUGCAAGAUCGCUGGAUCGAGCACCUCAAGGGUCGGCUAACGGACGAUCGCCAGAUGGACUUUGCCGAGCAAAUUGAAUCGGUGGCCUAUGUGAUCUGCGGCGAGAAUAAGAGGGUUUCCUUCAAGAACUUCCGCGACAUCUGGCACACCAGAGGGAUCCUCGACAAGCUGUACCGCCUGAUUGAGGUGGAUGGAAGCAACUUGGUAUCCACCAACCAGGUGAUGGAGUUCAUCUCCCAUCUGACCAACUCCCGACCAAGGACCGGAUUCGACAAGAGUUCGCUGGCCCGGCUGGAGCAGCUCUUCCGUACUACCGUGGGAAACGAGCAGGAGAUUCGGCGGGAGGAGUUUCAGAAGAUAGUUACCUCAAAGAAUCCUUUCUUCACAGAGCGCGUUUUCCAAAUCUUCGAUAAGGACAACUCGGGUUCCAUUUCCCUGCAGGAGUUUAUUGAUGCGAUACACCAGUUCUCCGGUCAGUCGGCAGAUGACAAGAUCCGCUUUUUGUUCAAGGUCUAUGAUAUAGAUGGUGACGGGCUCAUUCAGCACAAGGAGCUGCACGAUGUUAUACGGCACUGCAUCAAGGAGAACGGAAUGGAGUUCUCCGAGGACCAGAUCGAGGAUCUCACCAGCGCCAUGUUCGAGGAUGCUGAUCCACACAACAGUGGUGAGAUCACGUACGAGGCGCUGAAGAACCAGCUGCAUAAGCACGGUGGCCUUCUGGAGAACCUGAGCAUAACAAUCGAUCGCUGGUUGGUGCCCAUCGCAGAGGAUCGGCAGGCGGGAGGAGCGGCGAAGAGUGGUUUUUGGAACUCCCUGCCCCAUCAGUUCUCGCUGGCCUACAUGAAGAACAACCAGGUGUUCGUCACCUACCUCUUCUUCUAUAUCACCGUCAAUCUGUGCCUGUUCAUAUCCCGCGCUAUUCAGUACCGUGCUAGCAAUGGUUUCGUCAUCAUAGCUAGAGCUUGUGGGCAAUGCCUGAACUUCAACUGUGCCUGGGUCCUGGUACUUAUGCUGCGGCACUCGCUGACUUACCUCAGGGGUCGUGGGCUGUCCUCGUAUCUGCCACUGGAUCAUCACGUCUAUCUGCACAAACUCACGGGCAUCACGAUCUCCGUGCUGAGCUUGGUUCAUACGAUAAUGCAUCUGUUCAACUUUUCCAUCAUCGUGAUCAACGAUCCAAACAUCAAUGCGGGUCAUUACACCAUAGGGGAAUGGCUGCUUACAGAUCGUCCUGGACUGUUUGGCCUGAUACCGGGAUGUGCCAAUCCCACGGGAAUAGCUCUCCUGGCCAUUCUGGUGGUGAUGUUCGUGUGCUCACAGCCAUUUGUUCGACGGAAAGGCAGCUUCGAAGUCUUCUAUUGGACCCAUCUUCUUUAUGUGCCCUUCUGGAUACUCUGCCUCUUCCAUGGCCCCAACUUCUGGAAGUGGUUCCUGCUCCCAGGACUCGUUUACAUCGUGGAAAGGGCACUGCGCUUCAUUUGGAUGAGGGGAGAGCACGGCAAGACGUACAUCAGCUCUGGACUGCUACUGCCUUCCAAAGUGGUGCAUCUGGUGAUCAAGCGACCACAUCACUUUAACUUCCGUCCCGGAGAUUAUGUCUUCGUGAACAUCCCGGCCAUUGCCAACUAUGAGUGGCAUCCGUUUACCAUUAGUUCGGCGCCCGAGCAGGAGGACUACAUGUGGUUACACAUACGCACCGUGGGCGAGUGGACCAAUCGCCUGUACCGCUACUUUGAGCGGGAGCAGCAAAAGCUGCAGCAAAGUGGCUCCUCGCAGGAUAUUCCCCAGCACAUGCACGCCAUUCCCACGCCCAGUUUCAUGCUCCUCAACGAAGCCCGUAACCCUGCGAUAGCCGGAGAAAGAUCAGCUACGCCGCAAACAGACUUCCUGGCCAAGAAUUUGGGCGUGCAGGCUGUGCCGCCAGUGCGUCCACCGCGCCAGAACCGCAAGCCCGCGCCUGGAGCUCCUACCGACCCUUCAUCCACCGGAGUAAACCGCAUACGCAGCAUCAAGAAGAGCCUGCAGCGGACAUUCUCCAGGAAGGAGACAGUGGACCCCAAGAAGGGCAUUCCGAAUGGAGCCUUCAUGGGUGAUGGCGAGCGGGAGGACUCCAACUUGAAGCAGAGGCCGCUGGAGAAGAGCAUAUCUCUGCCGGACAUCAGUGUGAAGAGCAAGAAGCGGAGUCGCCUCAAGGCCCUACGAGCUUUGGGUCGCUCUGAAUCCGAGUCUGCCUUUGAUGAGAAGCGGGUGCGCCGCGCCAGGAACAACAGCGUGGGAUUGGCCUACCUCAGUCCGCAAAACAAGUCGCUGGCGCAGAGUUUCCGAUACAUGCGCACCAAGCCCACAAUCAUCGCCUUCAAGACGCCCAGCAUGGAGGAGCGGGAGCAUCAGGUGGCGGUCGGAGAAGCCAAUGGAGCAAGUCCAGCUAGCCGAGCCGAACAGGGUCAACUGGGUUCGAAGAUGGAUCCAGCGGACAAGUUGCAGGUGGCCAGACUAAGUCUGUCCGCCGAGGGGGCCUCCAAGCCGUUGGAGGACCAAACACAGACGGGAUCGCCUAGCAGAAAAUCUAUUCUGCGACGACCCACUUUCCUGCGCUCCCUGUCCACCUCCAUAAAUAACAGAUCCGGAGGAGGCGGUGGGGGAUCAACUGGUAGCUCCACAACUAACAGCGGUGGCAAAGUGACACUUGAUGCGGGAGUCAUGGAGAUAUUCAUCGAUGGCCCAUAUGGAGCACCCUCGAGUCACAUCUUUGGCGCCCAGCACGCGGUGCUAAUUGGCACGGGCAUUGGAGUCACACCGUUUGCCUCCAUUCUGCAGUCCAUCAUGCAUCGGUACUGGAAAGCACGGCACAGUUGCCCGAGAUGCCAGUUUGAGUGGGCCAGCGAAAUACCCAAGUCUGUGAUGAAUCUGCGCAAGGUAGACUUCUUCUGGAUCAACAGGGAUCAAAGAUCCUUCGAGUGGUUCGUCAAUCUGCUGUCCCAGCUGGAGAUUGAGCAGGCAGAGCUGGGCGGUGCCAUGGAGCGCUUCCUGGACAUGCACAUGUACAUAACAAGUGCGCUGCAAAGAACCGACAUGAAGGCAGUGGGUCUCCAACUAGCUUUGGACUUACUGCACGAGAAGGGCAAGCGGGAUCUGAUCACGGGCCUGAAAACUCGCACCAAUGCCGGCAGACCCAACUGGGAUAAGGUGUUCAAGCAGCUCCAGGCCCAGCAAAAGGGGAAGGUGACCGUCUUCUACUGCGGCCCGCCACAGUUGGCCAAAACGUUGAGAUACAAGUGCGACCAGUACGGAUUCGCCUUUCGUAAGGAGUGCUUCUGAACAGGCCGCCACAUCCCUCGCCCACAUCUUCUCGUCCAGUUUCAUCUCCACCUCACGCUCUGUGUCAAUCCCCUUCGUUCAUCGUGUUCUCAUUUGCAUAAGCAACGGGUUUAUUUCGGGUUCGGUUCGGUUUAGCUUAGCUUAGAUGGCUAUUUAUUCGUCACUUGUCUUGUUGCCUCAUUGUUUAGUGUGUCCCCCAGCUUGUAAAUAUCUAUAUCUAUCUGUAUAAUCUAUAUGCUCAUGCAAUAAAGUUUGUUACCCAAUGUGCCGUCCAA
Drosophila yakuba is the source of this 4759-nucleotide messenger RNA. RefSeq names its product NADPH oxidase 5 (gene Nox). The record is from RefSeq and is a predicted model, not a curated record. Bases 465 to 4484 code for a protein of 1339 amino acids. Gene Ontology annotation, molecular function: superoxide-generating NAD(P)H oxidase activity; calcium ion binding. Gene Ontology annotation, cellular component: NADPH oxidase complex; plasma membrane. Gene Ontology annotation, biological process: defense response; superoxide anion generation. The transcript is spliced from 14 exons. Lineage: Eukaryota; Metazoa; Arthropoda; Insecta; Diptera; Drosophilidae.